Molecule: messenger RNA, 1554 nt
Organism: Clupea harengus (Atlantic herring)
Lineage: Eukaryota; Metazoa; Chordata; Actinopteri; Clupeiformes; Clupeidae
Gene: p2rx3a
Product: P2X purinoceptor 3-like
Exons: 13
Coding region: 1-1299 (432 amino acids)
Biological process (GO): response to ATP; calcium ion transmembrane transport
Cellular component (GO): plasma membrane
Molecular function (GO): purinergic nucleotide receptor activity; ATP binding; extracellularly ATP-gated monoatomic cation channel activity
Source: RefSeq, a predicted model, not a curated record
AUGACUUCACUGGAGUGGCUGCCUGCUGCCUGCUGCCCAAGAGUCUACAGCGCUACAACAACCAACCUGAGAGUCUCUCACCACCACAGUAAACUCAUUCUGUGCCGUAAAAAAGCAGGAAGAAUGUUGGGCUUCAUCACGGACUUCUUCACCUAUGAGACGACCAAGUCCGUGGUGGUGAAGAGUUGGCUGGUCGGCUCCAUCAACCGCUUCGUGCAGCUCCUCAUCAUCAUCUACUUUGUCGGUUGGGUGUUUCUGCAUGAAAGGUCCUAUCAAACUAAAAGCACCGGGAUAGAGUCAGCAGUCAUGACCAAAGUCAAGGGCUUCGGUCGCUAUAACAACCAGGUCAUGGACGUGGCCGACUAUGUGGUUCCUCAACAGGGUACCUCAGUAUUCUGCAUCAUUACCAGAUUGAUCGUGACAAUAAACCAAACACAAGGAGUUUGUCCACAGUAUGGCAGGAGGUACGUGUGCACCCAGAAUUCUGACUGUGACAAACACCUGGGAUCAAACCUGGCCAAUGGUAUUUUUACUGGAAACUGUUUGACAGGCUAUUGUGAGAUUGAAGGCUGGUGCCCUACAGAAAAUGACACGGUCCAGACGGAGUACAUGGAGGAGGUGGAGAACUUCACCAUUUUCAUAAAGAAUAGUGUUCGCUUUGCCCACUUUGAUAUCACCAGGGGGAACUUCCCAGCUGAUAUUGACAUCAAGUGUAUUUAUCAUCCUGUUGACCACCCUUACUGUCCAGUCUUCAGGGUGAGAGACAUCCUUACACAUGCAAACGAGAGCUUUAGCACCAUUGCUCGACAGGGCGGGCAAAUUGGUAUUCAUAUCCGCUGGAUGUGUGACUUCGACCAGGCUCUGGAUCGCUGUAAGCCUUCCUACUCCUUCACGAGACUGGACGACGUGUUUGAGAAUAACACUAUUUCCAAAGGUUACAACUUCAGGUUUGCAAAAUACUACAAGACGCCAGACGAAGAGGACUAUCGCACGCUCCACAAGGCCUUUGGCAUCCAUUUUGAUGUCAUGGUUUCUGGCCAUGCUGGAAAGUUUGAUGUAAUCCCAACACUUAUUAACAUCGUGGCAGCUUGCACCUCAGUGGGACUGGCAACUGUCCUCUGUGAUAUCAUUCUUCUGAACUUUUUAAGAGGGGCAGAUCAGUACAAGGCAAAGAAGUUUGAGGAGGUCUCUGAGGUUGACAUUCAUGCGGAGAGCCGAAGUCAAAGUCUUCUAACUCUCAAGAAUGAGGGAAAGAUCUCUGAAGAUUCUGAAACCGUUGCUAACGGUCAGCAGCUUUGAGUGACACGCCACUGAAACACCUCGACCUAUGACCCCGACCUAUGACCUCGACCUGUGACCUCGACCUAUGACCUUGACAUAGCCUUUUCUCCCACACUGUCUUUCUCUUUGUCAGAAAGAAACAAAUAACCUGCAUGCCUCUCCCUUUAUGGCAAGGUAUAUUUAUAUAUACUAUUUAAUGUCAAAAUCAACACAAAGCCUUUUCUGUUCUGUUCAUCUAUGUCUUCUUUAAACAUAUCAGCAAUCCUUUUUUGA